Miscanthus lutarioriparius is the source of this 774-nucleotide messenger RNA. NCBI's taxonomy places the organism in Eukaryota, Viridiplantae, Streptophyta, Magnoliopsida, Poales, Poaceae. The record is from the annotation of a GenBank genome assembly.
AUGACUGCAUUGGUUCGGCUCGCCGGAAGAGCAGCUUCGUGGAGCAGGGUCGGCAAAGCGGCGGCGGCGGCGACAGCACCCUCUCCCCUCGGCUUGUUCGCGCAGCGCCGGAGGGCGUUUCAGGGCGUGAGAAUGGAGACGUUGGGCAGCAAGGGCGGCCGUGGCGCUCUGGUGGUCCUGGAAGGCCUGGACCGGAGCGGGAAAUCGUCGCAGUGUGCCCGGCUGCUGUCCUUCCUCAAAGGCAAAGGCUACGAUGCCGAAGGAUGGAGGUUCCCUGACAGGGCCACCAGUGUCGGGCAGAUGAUCUCUGCCUACCUCGCGAACGAGUCGCAGCUUGAUGACAGGACGAUUCAUCUGCUCUUCAGCGCCAAUCGCUGGGAGAAAAGAGCUUUGAUGGAGAGCAAGCUAGUCAGUGGAACUACUCUCAUUGUAGACCGCUAUUCUUAUUCAGGCGUGGCGUUCUCAGCUGCUAAAGGGCUUGACAUUGAGUGGUGCAAGGCUCCAGAAAAUGGACUUAUUGCUCCAGACCUUGUAAUAUAUCUUGAUGUACAGCCAGAGAAAGCGGCUGAAAGAGGAGGCUAUGGAGGUGAGCGAUAUGAAAAGAUAGAGUUCCAAAAGAAAGUUGCAGAGCAUUACCAUUCACUCCGUGAUUUGACAUGGAAGGUGGUCGAUGGUUCCCUUCCCAUGGAGACCGUUGAAGAAAAACUGAGAGAUUUAGCUACGAGCUGCAUUCAGGAGUGCCAAGGGAAACCACUUACCAAUCUGGCCUGGUGA